GUGAAGGCUUCAUAGAGACCAGUCGCAAAUAUGGCGUCGGUUGAUUAUGUUUCGGAGGUUGAGAUACAGCAAGAUAUACAAGAAAUUGAAAUAGAGACUAUACCGGUGGAAAUACCUUGUGAAACUGUGGAAACCACUAUCGAGUGCGUGGAAGGGCAACCCAUGAUCUCUUUACAAGGAAUAACAGACCAUGAAAGGGAAGAAAUUAUACUUCAAACACAAGAAGAAAUUGUUGGAGCAGUUGAUCCACUCGCCGUGUACGAACAGAUACCCGUACCUGAAACUGAACUGUAUGUGGAAGCAAGUCCUGGUCCAUCGAAAAAGCAGCGGAAACCUAAAAAGACUCCAAGAUUCAGAGGAGGUGAUCAGUGUUUCUCGGACAUAACGGAGACAAAGACAAGGAAAUGGGAACAAAAACAAGUUCAAAUUAGGACUUUAGAGGGUGAAUUUUCUGUUACAAUGUGGGCUUCAGGUACAGAUGAUGAUGAAGCGAGUAAUCCUGACCCAGAUCCAGACUAUGAAGACUACAUGACAGAUAGGAAAAUUCCUCAAGAGGCAAUCCCAGGCUUAGACUUAAGUGACCCAAAACAAUUAGCUGAAUUCGCUAGACCAGGCCAUAAAAUGAAAAUGAAAAAACCUACAGAUGGGUUGGAACGAACAAUAGCUUGCCCACACAAAGGUUGUACCAAAAUGUUUAGGGAUAAUUCAGCUAUGAGGAAACAUCUACACACCCAUGGUCCCCGGGUACAUGUCUGUGCUGAAUGUGGUAAAGCCUUUGUUGAAAGCUCCAAACUGAAAAGGCAUCAGCUUGUUCACACAGGAGAAAAACCUUUUCAAUGCACAUUUGAAGGUUGUGGGAAAAGGUUUUCUCUUGAUUUCAAUCUACGAACACAUGUUCGGAUACACACAGGCGAUCGACCUUAUGUUUGCCCUUUCGAUGGUUGUACUAAGAAAUUCGCCCAGUCCACAAACCUUAAAUCACAUAUCCUUACGCAUGCCAAAGCUAAACCGCGGGCACCCAUGCGGAAUGUACCUGUAAUGGCAGAAGAACCCCACCACCACUUUGUCAAAGUAGAAAUGGCUGAAGAUCAGCAGUUCAUUGUCUAUGCAGAUUAGUUGAAGAGGCACAUCACAACUUGGGUACUCCUCUUCCUGAGAAAUUGUAUUAAUAGCGAUUAUUUUUAUUGUUAUGUAAUUUCCUGUGGAAAAAAAAUUCCAUUUAUAAGAACUUUGUAUCUGAGAAUUUUUUUCAGAACUGUUCGUGUACAUAUCUAAGGCAGUUCUUAUUUUUACAUGAUUUGUGCAGCAUAACAUUUAAUAUGUGGCAUUAUUGAUAUAAUUAAUUAUGAAAUGCAUUGUACAUAAAAUUUUGGGAUCAAUUCAAUUAAUGGAAAUAUUAUUGGAUAUGAUUGCCAACCUUGUAGAUAAGCGUGUAUGAGGAAUGCAUGUCAUGAAUGUUUAAAUGCAUUGAGGCUACCGGUACCAAUGUAGCAUGAUAAUGUUGUUAC
Messenger RNA from Nezara viridula (southern green stink bug), 1508 nucleotides. Lineage: Eukaryota; Metazoa; Arthropoda; Insecta; Hemiptera; Pentatomidae. The record is from the annotation of a GenBank genome assembly.